CGGGUGUGACUCCUGAAGCAACUGAAUUUAAGCAGAGGUCCAUACUAACCCACCAACAUCCCUUUUUAGGUGCUGUGUGAGAGAGAACGAAGCCAACCAUGAGUUUGACUGAGAAAGACAAGGCUGCCAUCAAGGCGCUGUGGGGCAAGAUCUCCAAGUUCGCCGAUACAAUCAGGACUGACACUCUGGGCAGGAUGCUGAGCGUCUAUCCGCAGACCAAGAUCUACUUUUUUCACUGGGCAGACCUGAGUCCAAACUCUGGCCCCGUGAAGGCCCAUGCAGCGAAGGUGAUGGGUGGAAUUGCUUAGGCUGUGGCCAAGAUUGACGACCUCACUAACAGCCUGCUGGAACUCAGUGAGCAGCACGCCCUCCAGGUGCUUAAAGCCUGUGCCCCCCCAGCUCUGUGGAGUACUUCACACCAUCUUCUGCAUGAGUCUGAGACUGCAGAAAGUCCCUCUGCUUUGGAAGACAUCCUGCCUGGUUCCAGUCCCAGCGGCCCCAAUGACUACAGACCUGUGGCUUUAACAUUGCACAUCAUGAAGACGAUGGAGAGAGUGGUGCUGGAGCAGCUCAGGCCCAUGGUGAAACCCUUCACAGACCCUCUUCAGUUCGCCUACCAGCCCCACCUGGGAGUGGAUGACGCCAUCAUCUUCCUGCUGAACCAAGCCUACACCCAUCUGGACAAGGCAACGAGCAUGAUUCUGUCUCACUGCCUUCUCGUGGCCAUCGCCAACAGGUUGCUGGCUGAGCUGACCCCUGAGGCCCACGUAGCCUUGGAUAAAUUCCUGACCGCUUUGUCCCUGGCUCUUGCUGAGAAUGUGGACUACUGCCUGCGACCAUUUAAUCCAUGGUCAAAAUUAAAUAAACACCAAAAAAACUGA
Molecule: messenger RNA, 881 nt
Organism: Larimichthys crocea (large yellow croaker)
Lineage: Eukaryota; Metazoa; Chordata; Actinopteri; Sciaenidae
Product: hemoglobin subunit alpha-1-like
Biological process (GO): oxygen transport; hydrogen peroxide catabolic process
Cellular component (GO): haptoglobin-hemoglobin complex; blood microparticle; hemoglobin complex
Molecular function (GO): haptoglobin binding; oxygen binding; oxygen carrier activity
Source: RefSeq, a predicted model, not a curated record